Messenger RNA from Enhydra lutris kenyoni (northern sea otter), 4179 nucleotides. Its product is annotated as myosin-2-like. Gene Ontology annotation, cellular component: myosin complex. Lineage: Eukaryota; Metazoa; Chordata; Mammalia; Carnivora; Mustelidae. Gene Ontology annotation, molecular function: ATP binding; actin filament binding; cytoskeletal motor activity. The record is from RefSeq and is a predicted model, not a curated record. The transcript has 35 exons. Bases 77 to 4075 code for a protein of 1332 amino acids.
AAAAAGCUCCAAGAACUGUCUUGUUUCCAGGCUACGUCUUCUCACUUGCUAACAAGGACCUCUGAGUUCAGCAGCCAUGAGUUCAGACCAGGAAAUGGCCAUUUUCGGGGAGGCGGCUCCGUUCCUUCGGAAGUCUGAAAAGGAGCGCAUCGAGGCCCAGAAUAGGCCCUUUGAUGCCAAGACAUCUGUCUUUGUGGCGGAGCCCAAGGAAUCCUUUGUGAAAGGGACCAUCCAGAGCAGAGAAGGAGGGAAAGUGACGGUGAAGACCGAGGCUGGAGCGACUCUGACAGUGAAAGAUGAUCAAGUCUACCCCAUGAACCCUCCCAAGUACGACAAGAUCGAGGACAUGGCCAUGAUGACCCACCUGCACGAGCCCGCCGUGCUGUACAACCUCAAAGAGCGUUAUGCAGCCUGGAUGAUCUACACCUACUCGGGCCUCUUCUGCGUCACCGUGAACCCCUACAAGUGGCUGCCGGUCUACAACCCCGAGGUGGUGACCGCCUACCGAGGCAAGAAGCGCCAGGAGGCCCCGCCCCACAUCUUUUCCAUCUCUGACAACGCCUACCAGUUCAUGUUGACGGACCGAGAGAAUCAGUCAAUCCUGAUCACCGGAGAAUCUGGUGCGGGGAAGACUGUGAACACCAAGCGUGUCAUCCAGUACUUUGCAACAAUUGCAGUCACUGGGGAGAAGAAGAAGGAGGAAAUUACCUCUGGCAAAAUUCAGGGGACCCUUGAAGAUCAAAUCAUCAGCGCCAACCCCCUACUGGAGGCCUUUGGCAACGCCAAGACCGUGAGGAAUGAUAACUCCUCUCGCUUUGGUAAAUUCAUCAGAAUCCACUUUGGCACCACAGGGAAGCUGGCUUCUGCUGAUAUUGAAACAUAUCUGCUAGAGAAGUCUAGAGUUACUUUCCAGCUUAAGGCUGAAAGGAGCUAUCAUAUUUUUUAUCAGAUCACAUCGAACAAGAAACCAGAACUAAUUGAAAUGCUUCUGAUCACCACCAACCCAUAUGACUACCCAUUUGUCAGUCAAGGGGAGAUCAGUGUGGCUAGCAUUGAUGAUCAAGAAGAACUGAUGGCCACAGAUAGCGCUAUUGAUAUUCUGGGCUUCACUAAUGAUGAGAAAGUUUCCAUCUACAAGCUCACAGGGUCUGUGAUGCAUUACGGGAACUUGAAGUUCAAGCAGAAGCAGCGGGAAGAACAGGCUGAGCCAGAUGGCACCGAAGUUGCUGACAAGGCGGCCUAUCUCCAGGGUCUGAACUCUGCUGACCUGCUUAAAGCCCUCUGCUACCCCAGGGUCAAGGUUGGCAAUGAGUACGUCACCAAAGGCCAGACGGUAGAGCAGGUGACCAAUGCUGUGGGUGCUCUGGCCAAAGCCAUCUAUGAGAAGAUGUUCCUGUGGAUGGUCACCCGUAUCAACCAGCAGCUGGACACCAAGCAGCCCAGGCAGUACUUCAUCGGGGUGUUGGACAUCGCCGGCUUUGAGAUCUUUGACUUCAACAGCCUGGAGCAGCUGUGCAUCAACUUCACCAACGAGAAGCUGCAACAGUUCUUCAACCACCACAUGUUCGUGCUGGAGCAGGAGGAGUACAAGAAGGAGGGCAUCGAGUGGACCUUCAUCGACUUCGGGAUGGACCUGGCUGCUUGCAUCGAGCUCAUCGAGAAGCCCAUGGGCAUCUUCUCCAUCCUGGAAGAAGAGUGCAUGUUCCCCAAGGCCACAGACACCUCCUUCAAGAACAAGCUGUAUGAACAGCAUAUUGGAAAGUCGGCCAACUUCCAGAAGCCCAAGGUUGUCAAAGGCAAGGCUGAGGCUCACUUCUCACUGAUCCACUAUGCCGGCACCGUGGACUACAACAUCACCGGCUGGCUGGACAAGAACAAGGACCCCCUGAACGAGACCGUGGUUGGGCUGUACCAGAAGUCUUCAGUGAAAACUCUAGCUUUCCUCUUCUCUGGGGCUCAAACUGCUGAAGCAGAGGCGAGUGGUGGUGCCAAGAAAGGUGGCAAGAAGAAAGGCUCUUCUUUCCAGACCGUGUCUGCCCUUUUCAGAGAGAACUUGAACAAACUGAUGACCAACCUCAGGAGUACCCAUCCUCAUUUUGUGCGCUGUAUCAUCCCCAAUGAAACAAAGACUCCCGGGGCCAUGGAGCAUGAACUUGUCCUGCACCAGCUGCGGUGUAACGGGGUGCUGGAAGGGAUCCGCAUCUGCAGGAAGGGGUUCCCAAGCAGGAUCCUUUAUGCAGACUUCAAACAGAGGUACAAGGUAUUAAAUGCAAGUGCUAUCCCCGAAGGACAGUUCAUUCACCGUCUGGACGAGGCUGAGCAGCUGGCCCUGAAGGGAGGGAAGAAGCAGAUCCAGAAACUGGAGGCCAGGGUACGUGAGCUGGAAGGAGAGGUUGAGAGUGAGCAAAAGCGUAAUGUGGAAGCUGUGAAAGGUCUGCGCAAACACGAAAGAAGAGUGAAGGAACUCACUUACCAGACAGAAGAAGAUCGGAAAAAUAUUCUCAGACUUCAGGAUUUGGUAGAUAAACUUCAGGCCAAAGUGAAGUCUUACAAGAGACAAGCUGAGGAGGCUGAGGAACAAUCUAACACUAAUCUUGCUAAAUUCCGCAAGCUCCAGCAUGAGCUGGAGGAGGCUGAGGAGCGGGCUGACAUUGCCGAGUCCCAGGUCAACAAGCUGCGGGUGAAGAGCCGGGAGGUCCACACAAAAAUCGAUGACCUCGCCAGUAACAUGGAGACAGUCUCCAAAGCCAAGGGGAAUCUUGAAAAGAUGUGUCGCACUCUAGAAGACCAGGUGAGUGAACUUAAGACCAAGGAAGAGGAGCAGCAGCGGCUGAUCAACGACCUGACGGCUCAGAGAGCGCGUCUGCAGACGGAAUCAGGUGAAUAUUCACGCCAGCUAGAUGAAAAGGACUCAUUAGUUUCUCAGCUCUCAAGAGGCAAACAAGCAUUCACACAACAGAUCGAGGAACUGAAAAGGCAGCUUGAAGAAGAGAUAAAAGCCAAGAGUGCUCUGGCACAUGCCCUGCAAUCAGCCCGCCACGACUGCGACCUGCUGCGGGAACAGUAUGAGGAGGAGCAGGAGGGCAAGGCCGAGCUGCAAAGGGCAAUGUCCAAGGCCAACAGUGAGGUGGCCCAGUGGAGGACCAAAUACGAGACAGAUGCCAUCCAGCGCACAGAGGAGCUAGAGGAAGCCAAAAAGAAGCUGGCUCAGCGUCUACAGGAUGCCGAGGAGCAUGUAGAAGCUGUGAACGCCAAAUGCGCUUCCCUUGAGAAGACGAAGCAGCGGCUCCAGAAUGAGGUGGAGGACCUCAUGAUUGAUGUGGAGAGAACCAACGCAGCCUGCGCUGCCCUGGACAAGAAGCAGAGGAACUUCGACAAGAUCCUGGCAGAAUGGAAACAGAAGUAUGAAGAAACUCAUGCUGAACUUGAAGCUUCCCAAAAGGAGUCCCGCUCCCUUAGCACAGAGUUGUUCAAGAUUAAGAAUGCUUAUGAAGAAUCUUUAGACCAACUUGAAACCUUGAAGCGGGAAAAUAAGAAUUUACAACAGGAGAUUUCUGACCUCACGGAGCAGAUUGCAGAAGGAGGGAAACGUAUCCAUGAACUGGAGAAGAUAAAGAAACAAGUGGAACAAGAGAAGUCUGAACUUCAGGCCGCUUUAGAGGAGGCAGAGGUAGACAAUUUGAAGGGCGGGAAGAAGCAGAUCCAGAAACUGGAGGCCAGGGUCCGUGAACUUGAAGGAGAAGUUGAAAGUGAACAGAAGCGCAAUGUUGAAACUGUCAAGAGUCUACGCAAACAUGAGAGGAGAGUGAAGGAACUCACUUACCAGACUGAGGAAGACCGCAAGAAUGUGCUCAGACUCCAAGAUCUGGUAGAUAAACUGCAAGCGAAGGUGAAAGCUUACAAGAGACAAGCUGAGGAAGCGGAGGAACAAUCCAAUGUCAACCUUGCUAAAUUCCGCAAGCUCCAGCACGAGCUGGAGGAGGCUGAGGAACGGGCUGACAUUGCUGAGUCCCAGGUCAACAAGCUGCGGGUGAAGAGCCGGGAGGUCCACACGAAAAUCAUAAGUGAAGAGUAAUUCAAUGAAAUGCUAAACAGUGACCAAGGAAAUGCACAAAAUGUGAACAUCUUUGUCACUCUGUUUUCUACAUUGCUUUUUUGCAGAUAAAAAAUUUAUCCGCA